AUGGUGGACUACUCGGAUAGAAACGUCUAUGGAAGUGGUGUGGCUUCCCUGAUAGGUGAUGGAGGGAUAUCACUGGAUGGACAGAGCGUCCAAUUACCAGACGACGGUGCAUACGACAUGCAAGAUGAUAUAUCAUCCAUCAAUGAAUCUAGUGUGUAUCGUAAUGAUCUUCCCCAAAUCAAAAUUGUAGGGACUGCCGAGGACUUGGAGGGGGGGAUUACUGACCUGGAAACACCAGCUUCCAUGGCCUUGUCAAACAAUCCUGGCGUCGAAGUCAUGGCACCCAAUCUCAAGGACAACGAUAACACCUUGUCAACUACUAUCCCCAUUUCAGUGGGCGAACUUCCGAAAAAAGCACCCAACAUGAAGAAUACCAGCAAACUGAGUGUUGACGGCAAGAAACGACGGCGUUGUCUACCCACUUGGGUAUCUGAAGCACCUAGUUGGCUCAAAUGUGUCAUUGUGGUUAGUCUCGCCCUCCUGGUGGGAGCAGUAGCUCUGGUUUCUGUAGCGUUAACCACAGCAAUAUCCGAACAAGAGGAAGCUUCCCAGAUUGCCACUGCCAGCAAUGCUGAAAAUGCAACACCGCAAAAUCCACAAGUCACUGUCCCAAUAUCGCCUGCACCCUCUACACUUAUCGUUCCAGAAUCAGACACCACAGAUCCUCCAAGUGCAAGCGAAAGCCAUGUUUCAUCGCCUACAGCAGCGCCGAUGCAAUCCACGCCAUCAGGUCAAACUGCAAGCUCCAACACGACAGCACCUACGUUUCUUCCUGAUUCAACCCCGGUGGUUGUCGUCACUUCCACUUCCACACCCACAGCACAAGCCACUCCUCUUACAACAGAUGGAGCUGCAGCAACAACAGUAACUGAUCCUUCCCCAACAGUGACUCCUGAGCUGGUAGCAGCUACAGAUGAAGGAACAACAACAGAGGAAGAACAAAUCCAAGAAGAAGACCCAUACGAUCCUCUAGUGACAACUUUCUUUGUCACGGGAGGACGAUUCACAAAUGAUGCGCUCGCAAUGGUCCCAGACCAAUUAACAACGCUCCCGACUCGAGGUGGAACUUCUUUCAUGGUCCAUCUUGGAGAUUGGAACAGCCCCUACGCAACUCGAUGCGAUAGACAAUCAUAUCAGCAUGUCAAUAACUUGUUUUCCAAUAGUUCCAUUCCAGUCUACUUUAUCCCAGGGGACAACGAUUUCAACGAUUGUCCAAACCCAGAACAAGCUUUGUCGCUCUGGCAUGAAUACCUGCAGGACUACGAAACCCAGUAUUGGGACGCGCCUUCCAAGUGGACUAUCGAACGCGAUAUCAAGAACGAUUAUCCAGAAAACUUUGCAUUCGUCUACAAUGAAAUCCUGUUUGUGGGCAUCAACCUUGUAGGAGGUGUGGUACACAAUGCCACGGAAUGGGAGACUCGACAAGCUUCCAAUCUCAUUUGGAUUGAAGAAAACUAUCAAUUGCACAAGGAUUCCAUCCAGGCAUUUGUUCUGUUUGCGCACGCGGACCCCGACGUCCCCUCGAACAGUCCCUUCUACGAACCUUUCAAGGAACGUGUCAAAAAAGAAUACAAUCAGAUACCAGUUGUUCUGAUUCACCGAAACUUGGGUGUGGAACCCUGGAGUUGGGAAACAGAGUUUGAAAACAUCAACAACUUGUCCGUGGUAGUGGUGGCUGGUUCCGUGUGGCCACCACUCAUGGGUGCUGUGGAUUUCCGCCAAAAGAAUCCGUUCAUCUUUGAUCAGAGCAAUUGGUACGACGAUUACAUUGAACAUCGGUCCUCCGCUGUUUCGUCCUCAUCCAGGAGUGGUGGACGGAUGCUACUGUAG
This is a messenger RNA of Seminavis robusta, 1830 nucleotides long. Lineage: Eukaryota; Bacillariophyta; Bacillariophyceae; Naviculales; Naviculaceae. The record is from the annotation of a GenBank genome assembly.